AUGAAAGCAUAAUUUGAAGUUGAAGCUAUUGUUGGUAUGCGUAAAAAUCUUUCUAAAGUUGAAUAUUUAGUCAAAUGGCUUGAUUAUUCAGAAGAAGAAAAUUCAUGGUAAUUUGUUUUCUUAUUUAAAAUACUCUAGGGAAUUUAAAGAAAAUUUAGUUAGAAAUUGUAAUGAACUAAUCAAUCAAUUUCAUUAAGAUCAAUUUUUCCAAAAAUUUAAAGGUCUCAUCACAGAUUAUAAAGAAAUUAAAGGAAGUUUGAGAACAGAUUAACCUUUUCAAAUUGUUCGAGAAUUUGAAACUCAUUAUUUAGUCAAAUUUAUUAAUUAAUUUAGAUCGCUUAUUAUCCAAGAAAGAAUAUAUUCGUUGGCUCCUCUCUAAUUAAUAAAUCAGAAGCUCCAAUUGAUCUAUUAUAAGAAUUUUAUUGUAAUUAAGAAGAAGAAAAAGAGUAAAAUUAAUACAACAAUCAGCGGAUUGGAUGUAUUCUAGAAGUCUAUGAAAAAUAAUCAAAUGUUGUUUUAUUAGAAUCUAAAGAAAGAAUUUUAGUUGAUAACAAUAUAAUUAUUGAUAGAUAACCAGAACUUUUACUUGAUUAUUUUGAAAAUAUGAAUUGGAUCACAAUAGUCGAAUGA
Paramecium sonneborni is the source of this 630-nucleotide messenger RNA. NCBI's taxonomy places the organism in Eukaryota, Ciliophora, Oligohymenophorea, Peniculida, Parameciidae. The record is from the annotation of a GenBank genome assembly.